CUGCUGUGCGAAGAUGGCGGCCGAACUGGUAGAAGCUAUGGCUGCAGAGUUGCGAUUACAAUGAACUGCUCUGUGGAAAUAAAGUGAACUGAACUCAAAACACCUCCUGAGCUGAAGUGUCUGAGAACAUGGUGAAGAGUUUCCGGGUGUCCGACCUGCAGACGCUGCUGGCCUCUAUGGGCCGCAGUAAAAGCGGGUUGAAGCAAGACUUAGUGGGACGAGCUCUUAGGCUUGUGCAAACGGAGUACAGUCCAGAGCUCCUAAAGAAUGUCCGACAGCUCUAUGAGACGCGCUUCCCGAAAGCAUCAGCCUGGCUUGCUGCUCGACGUCCUGAUGCUGUAACUGUAACAUACCCUGCCCUCAACUCCUCGCCCAGAGGCACAGCCCAGGGCACAGACUACCUCAACGGCAUACCUAAACCAGCACCACCACCUGUAGCAGAAGUCAAACUGGUGCCACUGCCAUUCUACCACAACCUAGAAACACUGCUGCCACCCACAGAACUAAUCGCUCAGAACAGUGAAAAGCUGCAAGAAAGUCAGCGUGUUUUUGAAUUAACACCUAGCCAAGUGGAACAGAUUCGGAAUUCAAGUGAACUUCGCCCAGGGAUGAAAUCUGUUCAGGUUGUUCUCAGAAUCUGCUACACAGACUCUAUCGGUGUUCAGGAGGACCAGUAUCCUCCCAAUAUUGCUGUGAAAGUGAAUCAGUCCUACUGUCAUGUACCGGGUUACUACCCCUCCAACAAACCAGGUGUUGAGCCACGUCGACCCUGUCGACCGGUCAAUGUAACACCCUGGUUACACCUCUCUUCAGUCACUAACAGAGUCACCAUCACAUGGGGCAACUUUGGGAAGAGGUACUCUGUGGCAGUUUACCUGGUGAGGGUCUUCACGUCUGCAGAGCUCUUCAACCAACUGAAGCACUGCUCCGUUGAGAGUGCUGAGCGUUGUCGGGAACGCAUUCAGGACAAGCUGCGCUUUGAUCCUGAAAGUGAGAUUGCCACUACAGGACUGCGAGUGUCCCUCAUUUGCCCUCUGGUGAAGAUGAGGCUGGGAGUGCCAUGUCGGGUCCUCACUUGUGCCCACCUGCAGUGUUUCGAUGCAGUCUUCUUCCUGCAAAUGAAUGAAAAGAAACCCACAUGGACCUGCCCUGUAUGUGACAAACCUGCUCCUUUUGAGCUUCUUACUAUUGAUGGGUUGCUAUCAGAGAUCCUUAAAGAGACACCAGAGGAUGUGGAGGAGAUUGAAUAUUUGACUGAUGGCUCAUGGAGGCCAAUCAGGGACGACAAAGAGAAGGAAAGAGAGCGAGAAAACAGCAGCUCGCCUGACUAUCCAGUGGUGGAUAUAUGUGUUCCUGAGGCGAACGGACACUCCCCAGCACACAGUGGCUCAAACCAGACCGGGAAGUCUGGAUCGGGUGGCUCGUUGGCAGGAACCGGCGGGACCAGCGGCGGGUCAGGAGCUGCGGCAGUGGUGGACCUGACUCUGGACGACUCAUCAGAUGAGGAAGCGGGGGGAGGGGCUGAGGACAGUGAGGACACAGACGACAGCCAGGACAGCCCAACCCCAAAGAGGGGCAGAUACGAUUAUGACAAAGACUUGGUCACUGCGUAUUGAGACUGGACAGGACACUUGGACUUCUUGGGGGGGGGUUAGAUGGGAUCUGAGCCUUGGAAUUUUCAAGAAUUGUGUCCCCAUGUCCUCUCCUGAUAGCAUACAUACAUCCUCUUGACACCCGUGGGAUAUCCAUAGAUGCCCCGUAAAGCCAUUCACACCAUCUUAAUACUGUAUUUUCCCUUUAAAGACCAUGGAAAAGGAACACCAUCAUCAAUUCUCAGUCUCUGAUCUUCUGUAUCAAUAAGCUUUUACCAUCUUAGCCAUUUAAGCUCUUUACCAUUUUCAAUUUUAUGAGGAUCUGUUCCAGACUCUCCUUCAGGUUUCACAAAAUAUUGCAGAAUCAAAACAAAAAUCACAUAUGAGUCAAGCCACAAAAAUGUUCAUUCCUACAGUAGAGAUGAUACAACCUCCCAGAAUUCAGUUUUUUUUUUUUAGGUGUUUCCUGUUAGUUCUCGGAUGUCAACAUAAGAUUUUUGUUUCAUUAUGAUUUGGAGACACACUGAAAAAUUUCCAUCUCCUCAUGUCCCUUUUUUGUUUUAAUUUAUCCACAGAUGUUGACAACCUACCUCAAUCUAAAAGCAGAUUACACCAGAGGAUUAUAGAAAGGGGGAUGAAUUCUUAAGCAUGGUUUUUUUUUUUUUUCAUACAAAAAGCAACACUGGAGAAGAUCAAGCAUUGCUCAUUGCUUUGUAGUUGCCUCAUAAGGCAUCAUAUUAAAAACAGUUCUGUCUUGAGCAGUGAGUUUCCAGUCAAGUCUGUGACAGCAGCGGUUAACAGUGACACUCAGUGGCAUACUAUGCAUACCGGUUUGAGCCCUAGGCCUUGACUAAAUGUGCGCUUGUCACUAAUCAGCACUCAAGAGGGAAUGACAUUUUGACAGUGAUGGUCCUUUUGAGGUGCAAGUAAAUAUUGUACAAUAGAUAAUGUAUUAUAUCUGAUGAUUUCAUAGAACAUUGCAGGUCUCAUGUCAAUGUCAUUUUAUUCCUUUCAGUUUGUAUUGCUCAUUAAAGGCUGCUAAAGUGAGCCUGAAGUUACAGCAUGAGAAAUUCUGCACAAGAAAGGCAAAGGUAGUCUUGAUGAAUCAGGGCGAAGAGAGGACAUUUUUUUCCCUCUUCUAUAUGUGACUGUAGUUAAUAUUAGGUUUAUUUAGCACAGGAUCUUAUGUUGGCAAAAUACCAAAUUGUUAUGUUGGCAAAAUACCAUAAAUCCUGACAUUCCCUGUACUCAGAAACCGAAGUAAUUUGCAAUAUUUUCAGUUCAUUUGGUCCUGCUGUUUGCCUUUUUUAUUUUUUUUCUCUCUUUUAAGACCGAUGGCUGAUUUACGUAAGGUCUUGUAGGCUUUGGUGUUCAUGACAGGUGUGAUUCUUAAAGAUACGUUCUUUCAUUUUUGAGUAUUUAUUGGUUUUGCUUCUUUUUAUUUGAAUAGUGUUUGUUAUUUUUGCAUUGAGGCAUUUGCCAGCAAUUUUCCACUUUUCUAAGAUUCCUUUCUAGGUGCUGAGAUGUUUUGGUUUGAAGCUGGUUUCUGUCGUUGGCGCUUUCAUUAUGAUGGCGGAUAUGCUGUGUCCUCUCUCAGCCUGCUGUUGUCCAAGCACAUUCGGCCAUUUGUGACAGUCUGAACACAAGCAGCUUAGGCAGGACUAUGCAGACUUGAUCUAAACUUCUUCAUGGAAAAAAUAAAAACUUGUGCUUCAUAACCAAACACAAAUGGCACAUCCAGGUGGCUGAUAAGUUACGGAGGACUCUGGGAUUACGGGUUAGUUCUACCUAUCUUUACAUUUUUUUCUCAGUCACAUGAUGCUCAAUUCAGGAUCAACCAGAAUAUUGUGUAGAAUAUUACCUUUACCAUCAGGUUGUAAAUGAAGCAAUCUUGGCUGCUCGGAUCUAUACAUUUAGAGGGAUUUUGUUUUGACGGCAUGCAAAAUGAUUCGGAUGUAUUGUUGAAUAAUGAAA
Messenger RNA from Xyrauchen texanus (razorback sucker), 3566 nucleotides. RefSeq names its product E3 SUMO-protein ligase PIAS4-A. The record is from RefSeq and is a predicted model, not a curated record. The coding region runs from base 129 to 1616 and encodes 495 amino acids. Lineage: Eukaryota; Metazoa; Chordata; Actinopteri; Cypriniformes; Catostomidae. Gene Ontology annotation, biological process: regulation of transcription by RNA polymerase II; protein sumoylation. The transcript is spliced from 12 exons. Gene Ontology annotation, molecular function: transcription coregulator activity; zinc ion binding; SUMO ligase activity.